Messenger RNA from Chaetomium globosum CBS 148.51, 2751 nucleotides. RefSeq lists its product as uncharacterized. The transcript is spliced from 5 exons. The coding region runs from base 1 to 2751 and encodes 916 amino acids. NCBI's taxonomy places the organism in Eukaryota, Fungi, Ascomycota, Sordariomycetes, Sordariales, Chaetomiaceae. The record is from RefSeq and is a predicted model, not a curated record. Gene Ontology annotation, molecular function: RNA binding; zinc ion binding. Gene Ontology annotation, cellular component: nucleus. Gene Ontology annotation, biological process: negative regulation of DNA-templated transcription.
AUGACUUAUCAAGAUAUCAACAGACCGGGCCAAACGGUGCGCCGCGUGCCAUGUCAUUUCUACGCCCGUGGAUUGUGCUUGAAGGGCAGUGGCUGCCAAUUCACACACGAGGGUCAGGAUGCGCCAUCACCGGCCCAACCAAGUUCGAGUGGAAAGGUACGCUGUCAGUACUUCGCCGCUGGCUAUUGCGCGAGAGGGGACUCCUGCUUCUACGCACACGAGGCGCCGCCAACGCCAACGACAUGGCGUGAUCCUUUGCCUCCGCCUCUGCCUAUGGUCCAGCCUCUUCCUCUGCCCAUGACACAGUCUUUGCCAGUGGUUCAGCCGACGCCCCAACGUCCUACCAAUUCACGGGCUCUAGCCGCUUGCAAGUUCUUUGCCAGAGGUGCGUGCAAAAACGGUACCGUUUGUCCGUUUGCACACCCCACGGCGAGCCCCGCGGCGGGCUCCAACUGGAGGCAUGAGGAUGGGAAUGAAGAACAGGCCAUGCAGACGAGUUUUGCGGGCCUGAGAAUUGAACCCCAAACCCCGUUGGCAGCGGAAGAAUCUGAGUUCAAGGAGGAGCCUUCUCACGACGACUGGACUCGUGAGCUCUCGGGGGUCUUGGCCCGCUUCGAGGGCGGCGCCGCUGUGUCUAAGGUGUCUUGCCCGUCCGACUUUUCCGCUAUCCGCCUGAGCAACCUUCCGGCAGCCAGCUCCCCGGAGUCUGUAGUCGUUUUGUUGUCGGGCGUGGCAAUGGCGGUUGAGGCGGAGAAUGUGAGGGUUAUUGUGCACCCAGAGUCGGGCACCUGUGGCGCCGACGUCACGGUCGAGGACCCAGCCUUUGCAAAGACAGCGUGCACCAGGCUGGGUUCUUUGUUUGUCACCGGCUCACGGAUCGAAGCAGUCAGCAUCCCCGUUCCCACGCCACGAGGGUCGAGCUUGUACAGAGUCGACCGUAGGAGGCUUCACUGCUCUUGGCACCGGCCGACUUGUGUUGCAUGGCUUAACUUUGGGACCGAAGACAAAGCGCACAAGGUUUACGAGAAGUUCAAGGCCGGGGUAUACGAGGUGCUCGACUGUGUCGUGAAGGCGAAUCCGCCAAAAGGACAACAGGAUCGAUGGAACCCCUUGGCUUGGACUGUUAUGUUGAUGGACGUGCCCGGCACGGCUAGGAUAAAAGACAUCCUCCAAGUCAUCCCCGAGUUUGACAGUCCGCGCCGUGUCACAAUGGGGAAGCCGACCUAUGGCUCCGACUUCGACUACGCUUGCGCUACUGUCAAGUCGAUGCUGACCCAGUUUGGUCCCUUGGAGUGGUGGGAGGUAUCUGCCAACGGCAAGGGAAAACGUAUCAAAGCCCAAGCACGUUUCUUCGAAGAAUCACACGCCAGAGAGGCGACGGCUUCUCUCGACGGCAAGCUGUUGCCUUUCAGCGAUACGGCCAAACUGACGGUCCAGCUCAUGACAACUGCCAAGUUCAAAAUAUCGACUCGGAUAUACGACGCGUUGAGCGGUCGGAUCAGCUUACAAAAGCCCAUCUGGGAAAGCCAGUCCCUCCAUUAUGUUGCCUAUCCCCCCCACCGGGGAUAUCGUGUCUUGAAAUUAGAGGGCCAGGACAGUACGACGCUAGCACAAGCCAAAAAGACCCUGGACCGCAUCGUUGAGGGCGAGGUGGCGAGAAAGGAUGAUAAAGAUCUGUGGCAUGCCAACCUCGAAAGGAAUGGUAAGGAAUACAAGAAGCUCAAGCAAGUGGAGCAAGACAAUGGGGUCGUCAUUGUACGCGACAAGCGCAAAUCCCAACUCAGGUUGUACGGUUCAGACGCAGCCAACAGGCGGGCUACGAAAGCCCUCGAGAUCCUGCUCCAGAACGCCGUCUCUCACAGCCAUGUCAUUGAGCUCGACUCGGCAGGAUUCCAAUGGGCCUGCAAAGGCGGGUUCAAGACAUUGACACGACCUGCUCCGUCUGCUGGACCGACGCCGAAGAGCCCAUCCGCACCUCCUGCAACCACCUUUACUGCAGCGACUGCUUCACCAACUUCUGCCACGCCCCCGCCUCCGGUACCGGCACCGCCUUCCGCAUCACCUGCGUCGGCAACCUCGGCCACUGCGGCAAGACCCUGCCCCUCCCCGAACUCCAAGACCUCCUCCUCCUCAUCCACCUUCGAAGCCAUCCUCGCCGCCUCCUUCGCCGCCCACAUUCGCUGCCACCCCACCCUCUUCCGCUACUGCCCGACCGCCGACUGCGCGCAAAUCUACCGCGCCACCAACACCGCUACCACCCCGUCCUCCUCCACCUCCAACGACGGUCCUGCCACCUUCACAUGCAGCAAAUGCCUCGCCGCCACCUGCACCGCCUGCCACGCCACGCACCCCGCCAGCGUGACAUGCGCCGAGCACAAGGAGGUCACGUCGGGGGGGUAUGCGGCGCUCGAGCGGGCGAAGAGGGCGCUGGGGGUGAAGGACUGUCCGAAGUGCAAGACGCCGAUUGAGAAGGUGGAUGGGUAUGUAGCCGGCCGCUUGGCCGGCCUGACCGUCACCAGGGCAGCCUCCUCCUCCAACUCGUCGAUACCAGAUUCCUCCCACUGGGAACGUUUGCGCCGAACUGACGGCUUCGCCGGCCUCGGAUUUGUCCCUGAUGCUGGGACUGGUGGCGUUGAGUCGCUGGAGGGAGGUAGAGGACCCGGUGACUUCACUGCAGGUGCCAGCGGCAGAAAGUGGCAGGCGGUGAGGUAUUUCGCCGGCAGAAAGGUGGGGCUACUGUUCAAGGAGUGA